This is a messenger RNA of Amaranthus tricolor (Joseph's coat), 3650 nucleotides long. RefSeq lists its product as uncharacterized. The transcript is spliced from 8 exons. NCBI's taxonomy places the organism in Eukaryota, Viridiplantae, Streptophyta, Magnoliopsida, Caryophyllales, Amaranthaceae. The record is from RefSeq and is a predicted model, not a curated record. Bases 1237 to 2973 code for a protein of 578 amino acids.
AACACUAAUUCCUUACUUGAAUUAUUUCUUUUUUUCUCACAAUCCCCAAUUCCCCAUAACAAUUUCCUAUGCAGCUUUUCUGAAACAUUCAUCUCAUUUUCUCAUUAUCGACCUUCCUCAAAAUUUAAUUUUGAAGGUCCUUAAUUCUUUUUAAUUCAUUCAUCUUCCUCCCAACAACUAGUUUUAGGAGUUCUUCCAUUACUGACCAAAAUUCAUCCAAGAAAAAUUUAAAUUUAUAAUUUUACCAUUGAAUCUCAAAUAAAAGAUCUUUUUUCUAUUUAUUUAUCAUUCAAGAUCUCUAAUUCCAAUUACAUUUAGAAAAAAAAUUGUGAAACAAUACUCUUACCAAAAUUCUUACUCAUCAAAAAAAAAAAAAAAAAGUAAAGACCAAAUGGCAUGCUGAAUGCCCAUUCACGACUUCCAAGUUCUCUAAUUUCGGGUACCAAGUUUGUUGUUUUUUCUUGUUACAAUUUUCUUUUAAAAUUUUUAGUUUGAUAUUCAAUUUAGUAAAAUUUAUUUUCAUUAAAUAAAAAUUAAAAAAGAGAUUUCAAUCAAGUAAAAGAGCAAAAAAAUUGGGUGGAAUGUAAAAAAAGCAUAUGUUGGUGUAAAAUCUGAGUAUCUGACAUUGUUCACUUGGUAUAAUUUUUUCCAAAUACUAAUUUAAAUUUCUUUGCAAAGUCUAAUACUCCCUCCUAUUCACUUUAGAAGUCUCAUUUGAUUUUUUUAUAGAUUUUAAGGAGAGUCAAUCAAAAGUAGGACGCUAAGGGUAGAAAAGAGAGUGGUAUUACGAGUUUUAAUGUAAGGGAGAAAAAUUAGUAUGGGUAAUGGAAGGUAUAAUUGAAAAUAGGAUAAAGUUACUAAGAACAUAAAAGUAAAAAAACUCGUACCAAAAAUAUAAAUGGAAUAAUUAAAGUGAUUUGACCAUAAAAAAAAUAAGACACGGAAAUAUUUUAUUUUAAAUUCUUUUGGAAAUUGAUUUAAUUGUAUAGCGAUACUCGUUGUAGCUUAAAGCCUUAAACAAGACACAAUUGUACGGUAUUGUUACGUUUAAUAAUAGAAUCAAAUGAAUAAAUUAAGCAUGCCUUGUUGGUUCUUUGAUACUCAGUAAUCAACGUGAUUUGACUCUACCCUCCCCUUCUUAAAUGAUUCCAACCCCACCAUUUUUUCUAUCACUCGCUCCUUCUUCAUUACGCCACUGCCAUUAUAAGCAUCAUGUUGUGAGCUUAGUUAGCAUCAAUGGCGGAAGUUACAAGUCCUCCUGUUGAUCUUAAACCAAUAACUAAUACUAGAGAUUUAAGUCCUAACUCUGUUAUCCUAACAUUUGAGUCUAAUUUUACUAGUCUUUUCUCCUCUGCUUCUGCUAGUGUCGAUCGUUGUUCCUUUGCUUCUGAUACUCAAGAUCAUGAUUUCCUAACUUCUCAACUUUAUCAGCAUUUCCCAGAUCUAAAUGUUGUAGAUUUAAACAAAUCUGCAUUACAACAAGUAUGCAGAAACAAUAACACCAGGUUUGGCAGCAAAAAUGUUGAAAAAGCUAAAGUUUAUCAGGAAGAAAACAAAAAAUUAAUUCACAAUCAUCUUGAUCUUGAAAUCGACACUUUAGAUUCUGCCAGAUAUUCCUUUUCGCAAGCUCUUAAAGAAUGUCAGGAAAGAAAAUCUAGAUCUGAAGCUCUUAAUAAAAAAUCAGACCGACGAAGACCGGUUUCAUUAGAUCUUAAUAGUUCAUCUGGUGAUGCAAUCAAUGUUGUGAGUUCAUCACCCAAGUUGGGUGGAGUGAUGAAUAAUGUUACAGCUCGAAAAUCUGGGAAUUUUCCGAGUCCUGGAACACCCAAUUAUCACCAUGGGAAUGUAGUGAUUCCGAAAGGAUGGAGCUCAGAGAGAGUUCCAUUGCCUUCUAAUGGUUAUAAUAGAAGGCAAAGUGGUGUGUCAUUGUUGCCUUUGAGUAACAACGGAAAGGGUUUGCCUUCCAAAUGGGAGGAUGCAGAGAGGUGGAUAUGUAGUCCGGUGUCACUAUCAUCAACAUCAUCGUCGUAUCAACAGCCAUUGAGGCGGCCUAAAUCGAAAAGUGGUCCUCUUGGGCCACCUGGGAUAGCCUAUCAUUCGCUGUAUUCGCCUGCAGCACCAAUGUAUGAAGGAGAAAAGUUGAGGAAUCAUAUGGCUGAAUCACCUAUUACAGCUGGAGGAAUGAUGGCAGAUGCUUGGUCUUUUCGUGUGAGUGCUGAAAGUAGAGGUUUUGACAAUGUUUUGGAGCCGUCUAUUGCUCGUUCUGUGAGUGUUCAUGGUUGUACUGAUCUUAUCUGUCAUGAUGCAUCUCUGAUCAGCUCUCAAGAUGAAAGGGUUGAUGCUACGAAGGAUGCUGCCACUAAUGUUUCUCGUGCUGUUUCUAGGAGAGACAUGGCAACUCAGAUGAGUCCUGAAGGUAGCUGCCAUUCCUCUCCUAGAAGAUCGUCUUUCUCCUCAUUCACUCCUUCCAUCUUACCUAUUGUGGAGGUGCAAAGUAUUGGUCCCUCGAAACCAGAAGUGAGGGAUGUGCAGAUUGACGAACGAGUCACUGUGACACAAUGGUCGAAAAAAUAUAGGGGGCAGAACCCAAGUAAAGAGCCCAAGGACGUAGAUGAGUGGAAAUCGAAAGCAGUAGACCCUCGUUCUUCUGCUUUGGAAGCGUCUGAGACAGUAAAGAGUCUGUCGAAGGCCAGAAGAGAUGAAGCCAAAAUCACAGCAUGGGAAAAUCUGCAGAAAGCAAAAGCUGAGGCUGCCAUACGGAAACUUGAGAUGAAGCUGGAAAAAAAGAGAUCAUUGACAAUGGAUAAGAUUAUGAAGAAGUUAAGAUCUGCUCAGAAGAAUGCCCAGGAAAUGAGAAGCACAAUACUAACUAACCAGACUCAUCAGGUAUCUAAAGAGAAUGAUAAGGCAAUGUUUUUCAGAACUCGUCGUAUGGGUUUACUCAGCGGCUGUUUUAGAUGCCAUGCGUUCUGAACAGAAGGCUUGCAACAUUCUUUGAGUUGGGAGCGUAAGCACAAUGGCUUAUUACAACUGCGACGUAGGAUCUACCUGCAUAAAUCACACGAAGGAAAUAUGUUUGGUUUGCUUACAUCUUUCAUCUUUUUUAUGGUUGGGGAGGAAAAAUGUGUAGCAAGGAAUAGGAUCUAGAUUUAUUUGUAUUUAAAUUAUGAAGAAAUGAGUGAUAUAUAAUGUAAUUUUGUUCCUUGUUUUCAUUUUCCCUUGUUUCUUGUGGGAAUAUGGAUGUAUGUAAAUAAAUGUAUUUUUGAGAAAUAAUGUUCCUUGUUUUCCAUUUGGUAUAGCGACGUCUUUUAUCGCAACAUAUCAUCAAUUGCAAUUUCAAAAAGACAAAUAGUGAUAAUGUAACACCAAAGGAGACAAAAAAGUGAGUAGUCCAAUAAAACAUUGCAAAUCCAUUGAGUUUGUGCCAUAAAUUUGAUCUGAGAACAGUGUACUUGCAGAACAGACAGCUAGGAGUACCUAGCAUUGGAACCAGAGGAGAGGACAUUCACUGGGACAACUUUGUGUUGUGGUCUAUGAGUGAAUAAAAUAAAACAUAACUCUAUAGCUUUAGAGCUCGUCUCUUGAAAGAUUAAUGUCUAUUUGUUGUAUUCUUAAUGUCUAUUUACAUUAUUCUUAAUGCUACUUACGUA